Musa acuminata subsp. malaccensis (wild Malaysian banana) is the source of this 656-nucleotide messenger RNA. NCBI's taxonomy places the organism in Eukaryota, Viridiplantae, Streptophyta, Magnoliopsida, Zingiberales, Musaceae. The record is from RefSeq and is a predicted model, not a curated record.
GCAAACCCUAACUUAGAACUUCUCCUUCGCUGCGGCCAAAUCCUUCUUCUUACUUCAGAUAGUCAGUGUUUUCUUGUUUGCUGCGUCCAGCCAUGUCGAUCGGGGAGCUCCCAUGCACAUACGCUGCUCUCAUCCUCCAUGACGAAGACCUCCCCAUCACGGCGGAGAGGAUCGCCACCCUGGCGAAGGCAGAGAACGUGAAGAUCGACUCCUACUGGCCGCCCUUCUUCGCCAAGCUCGUCGAGAAGAAGAACGUCGAUGAUCUCAUCUUGAGCGUCGGAUCAGCUUUUGCUUGAACGGCUUUAGAUAGAAAGAUUCUCUUUACUUUAUUAUUUGCCCAUCUGAUUUUGGGCGUACAGGAGGAGGUGGUGUUGCUGCUUCUGUCUCAGCCGCUGUUGCCGGCCUCGGCGGUGGUGCUUCUGCCUCCGCCGACGCUUCGCCUGCUGUUGUUGAGGAGCAGAAGAAGGUCAGUGAAGUCUGUUUAUUGGGUUUUCAUGUUUAUUGGGGUUUUCUGCUAAGAUAUUAAUCUUAUUAUUAUUUGAUUAAGUAGUCCUUUAUAACGUGAGUUCGCUUACGUGAGGAUUUGUAUGUAUUUGGGGUAGAAGCAAAGAAAGUGAUGAUGGUAUGAGAUUAUCUUUGUUUAUCUUAAAUUGAUA